Candidula unifasciata is the source of this 502-nucleotide messenger RNA. The record is from the annotation of a GenBank genome assembly. Lineage: Eukaryota; Metazoa; Mollusca; Gastropoda; Stylommatophora; Geomitridae.
CGAUGAGAACGAAGCAGGGCUAAACAUAGACUUGGAUAAUCUUAGCAGAAGUCUGCAAACAGCAGAUAUACGACCAUUCGACAUUCGGAGACGCUCGUGUCGACUUGGUAUACACAAUCACAACUGCGCCCUGCUCGAUCUGGAGCGUCUCAAGGCUGCUGAAGAAUACCUGAAAUCAGGAGACAGCCCUGGCAAAAGGGACAGCCAGCAGACCGAUGAUGAAGAUGACUUGCUGCCACAAGAGGACAUUGGAUCUUUCGAGGUAACACAGGGUCUGGAUGACCAGAAGCAAGCGCUGUUAAACCUGAAGCAACUAUUGAAGGAACUGAAACCAUAUACUGAGAACAUACCAACUAUAAAGAAGGACUGCAGGUUUCGACUGGGCGGGCACUGCCUCACAGAAUCGCUAGACCGAGCAGCCAAUCAGUAUUACUAUCUCAAAUCUCCGAACUCUCCCGGAAGACGACGUCGAGAUGUUUCAUCAACGUCCAGUCAGGAAUAA